AAUUGAAUUGCUUUCUAAAAUCUGAUAUUUCCAUGUUAGGAAAAAUAAUUAUACAUGGAAAUAAUGAACGAUUUAUGGUAGUAUCAAAUAUUAGAAACAUUUCCAACCCACAAAAACCUUUCAAUUUUCAUUAGUUUGUUCUUAUAAAGGCUGAUCUAUCUCAAGAGCAAAGCCAUCUUUCAAAAAAAUUUGUGAAAAAAACAUGGGUCGGAGAAAAAUUGAGAUGGAAAUAGUGAAGAAUAGCAGCUCGAGGCAGGUUACUUUCUCCAAGCGCCGAUCAGGGCUGUUCAAGAAGGCGAACGAGCUUGCUAUCCUUUGCGGUGCUCAAGUUGCCAUCGUUGUUUUCUCCCCUGGAGGCAAGCCCUUCUCGUUUGGCCAUCCAAGCGUUGAGGCAGUGGCGCAGCGGUUUCUAUAUCAGGACGCGAAACCAAAAGUUUCUAUUCCUGGCCAGGUUGAGUGUCAGCAGGAGAGCCAAGUUGAAAAGCUUGGACAGCAGCUUAAUGGCCUUCUCAAGCAGCUACAGGCAGAAAAGAAGGGAGGAGAUAUGGUUGAUAAGGCGAUCAAGGCAAUUGGAAAACACGAGUACGGAAAACCCAUCAACGAACUCAACAUGCAUGAGCUUUUGGAGAUGAAGCAAUCAAUGGAGAAGCUUCGUGAGAAUCUGAAACUGCGGGUUAGUGAGAUUGAGGCAUCGUCUUCUUUGCUGCUCCUAUCAACCAAUCCUGUCAAAGUUGCUGAUCGUGAAAAAUUAAGUAGUCAAAGUUGCUAAAAAAUGUAUUAUGGUUUGUUCUUGAAUAGAAUUGAUCCAAAUUUCCCAAAUUUUAGAUCAGCUAAUGAUUUCUGUCAUGGCUUUAUUUAGUAAUAAUGUUAGCAAAUAUCUAAUUGCAUAUAUAAUUUGUAUUCAUGUUCAUACGUACUAGAGUAAUUAGAUAUUUUUAAUUAGCACAGUGCUAGGUUCAUGCACUAAAAUAGUAUAUUUAAAUGAUACAUUCACAUAUAUAUUCUUUCUUAUAAUUAACAUCUUAAUGAAAAAUAUUAAAAUUUUUAUGGACUA
Molecule: messenger RNA, 1054 nt
Organism: Durio zibethinus
Lineage: Eukaryota; Viridiplantae; Streptophyta; Magnoliopsida; Malvales; Malvaceae
Source: RefSeq, a predicted model, not a curated record